AAAAAUUCAUUGGGACAACUGGUGUUUGAUAAAGUGACAAAACACCUUGAUGUAAUAGAGACAGACUACUUCGGGCUCACUUACAGGGAUAAAUCUGGCAAAAAGUUCUGGUUGGAUAAUACAAAAAAGAUCUCAAAACAAGUAAAAGGAGGAACAUGGGUUUUCGAGUUUCAAGUGAAGUUUUAUCCUCCGGACCCGAUGGCACUGAAAGAAGAUGUUACGAGAUACCAGCUUAGUUUACAAGUUAGAGUAGAUCUCUUCAAUGGCAGGCUUCCAUGCUCAUUUGCGACAUAUGCUCUCCUUGGAUCGUACACGGUACAAGCAGAAUUGGGCGACUGGGAACAGAAAGAGUACGGAGAUGGGGUUCAAUAUCUACACGACUUUGAUUUUGCACCUGGGCAAAAUCAAGAACUUUUAGAGAAGAUUACGGAACUUCACAAAUAUCACAGAGGCCAGACACCUACAGUAGCAGAAGCCCAUUUCUUGGAGAAUGCUAAAAAAUUGGCGAUGUAUGGUGUGGAUAUGCAUGAAGUCAAGGAUUCAGAAAACAAGAAGUUGGCUCUAGGAAUCUGCGCUACUGGAAUUCUUGUGUACGAUAACAGAUUGAGAAUCAGUCGAUUUGUGUGGCCUAAAAUAUUGAAACUCUCCUAUAAAAGAGACACCUUUUAUAUCAAAAUCCGUCCUGGAGAGUUUGAGCCUCAUGAGAGAACUAUCAGCUUUCGAUGUGACAGUCACAAACUGGCCAAAAGGUUGUGGAAGACGUGUGUGGAACACCAUGCUUUCUUCAGAUUGAAGACGGCUGAUGCACCUAGUAAUGACACACUUUUCCCUCGGUUCAACACUCGUUUCCGAUAUUCUGGUAGAACUGCAGUACAGGCACGGAAGGCAGCUGAAAUGACGGAUCGUGAGGAGCCACACAUUGCACGCACUGCUGAACGAAGGUCAAUGCACGAUAAACAUAAGGGACAUGAUGAUAGUGAAAUGAAAAUGAAGCCAUAUGAUGUAAACGACUUACACGACAGCAAAUUUGGUGAUCCGAAUGCCACAUUAGAAAGAGAUCAAAACGCUGAUGAUCCAAUGUAUAGCCAGGUACAGAAACGACCAAAUGGUGAGGAUGCUUCGGACAGAUUAGAUCAUCACCCCGGUGAUGAGCCUGGAACGGAGGGACCACCAGGUUACAGUGCUGAUACCUCGGCUUUGUCCGAUGGAGGAAAGAAAAGUAAGAAGGACAAAGAGGAGGAGAAAAAGAGAAAGAAAGAAGAAGAAAGAAGGAGAAAAGAAGAAGAAAAGGAGAGGAAACGUUUAGAAAAAUUAGAAAAAGAUAAAAAGAAGGGCAAAGCUCAAGAAACCUCCAUAGAUGAUGUGCUACCAGAUCCUGCCGUUUUAGAACAAAAAGAGAAGGAGAAGGCUGAGAAAAGUGGCGGCGGCCUUUUUGGCCUUCUCCGACGCUCUCAGCGCGGCAGCAAAUCAGACAAAGAUAAGGCCGGCAAAUCUAAACACGACGCGGAGAAACAGGCGAAGGAACAGGAGGUAGAGGAAGAGAAACCAGUUGAUAACAUCUUGGAGGUACCUCGUAUAGAAGUCGAGGAAGUAAAUACUGAAGAUCUAGACCCCGAAACUCAGGAAUAUGAAACAGAUAUUAUACAGCCUAAAACUGUAGUAGAUUUAAAGAGCCAGCCUGAUCCAGGGGCAGAUCACUCUACUGUCACAGUAGUAACAAAGGGAGAUGAUGCAGUUGCAGAAUUGGCCACAGAUGAACAGUUAAAAGAAGACUUCAUGCAGUUACUACGGGAAACCCCAGACAUUACUAGUACAUCAAGGUUAGAGGACGUAGAACACAAAAUAAAUCACGAUCCACGCUACAAAGCUGUCGAUAAAGAUGCAAGACAAGCCUGGUUUAAAGAAUACGUUGAUGACAUGGUAGGUUAA
This is a messenger RNA of Ruditapes philippinarum (Manila clam), 1929 nucleotides long. Its product is annotated as band 4.1-like protein 3. The record is from RefSeq and is a predicted model, not a curated record. Gene Ontology annotation, molecular function: cytoskeletal protein binding. Gene Ontology annotation, cellular component: plasma membrane; cytoskeleton. NCBI's taxonomy places the organism in Eukaryota, Metazoa, Mollusca, Bivalvia, Venerida, Veneridae.